CCUCCCACUACAAGCGCGACCCGGCCCGGCGACUGGGCCCUAGGGUUCUCUGUCGGGGCCCAGUGCCUCGGCGCCCAUGUGCGUGGUGUGCUUUGUGAAGGCGCUAGUGCACUUGUUCAAGAUCUACCUGAUGGCAAACUACACCUACAACUUCCGCGGCUGGCGUGUGGACUUCCGCUGGGAUGAGUGCGCGGCGGCCGCGGCGGGCGUGUGGCUGCUGCGGGGCGCGGCGCUGGGCGAAGAUGCGCAGGGGUGGCCGCCCUGCGGGGCGCGCAGCCAGGCACAGGGCCUCCUGCAGCAGAUCUGUGAGCUGCCCGGCCAGCUCGCCAGCUACGCGCUGGCCCACUCAAUGGGCCGCUGGCUCAUGUACCCCGGCUCCAUGUUCCUGAUGACGUGCGCGCUGCUGCCGCUGCUGCAGCAGGGCCAGGAGCGCCUGGUGGACUGCUACCGUGGCCGGCGCGCCAAGCUGGCGGCCUGUGACGGCAACGAGAUCGACACCAUGUUCAUGGACCGCCGCCAGCGCCCGGGCAGCCAUGGCCGCGGCCUGCGCCUCGUCAUCUGCUGCGAGGGCAACGCCGCCUUCUACGAGAUGGGCUGUCUGUCGGCGCCGCUGGAGGCCGGCUAUUCGGAGUUGGGCUGGAACCACCUGGGCUUCGGGGGCAGCACGGGCGCACCGUUCCCUCAGCACGACGCCAACGCCAUGGACGUGGUGGUCAAGUCCACGCCGCACCACCUGCCCUUCCUGCCCGCGCACGUGGUGGUCUACAGCUGGUCCGUCGGCGGCUUCACGGCCACGUGGGCCACCAUGACGUACCCGGAGCUGGGCGUGCUGGUGCUCGAUGCCACCUUCGAAAACCUCGUGCCGCUGGCGCUGAAGUUCAUGCCCCGCAGCUGGAAGGGGCUGGUGGUGCGCGAGCACUUCAAUCUCAACGUGGCCGAGCAGUUGUGCCGCUACCCCGGGCCGGUGCUGCUGCUCCGGCGCACGCUGGACGACGUGGUCAGCACCUCGGGCCCCCUGCGCCCCCUGCCGUCGGGCGACGUGGAGGGCCACCGCGGCAACGAGCUGCUUCUGCGCCUGCUGCAGCACCGCUACCCCGCCGUGAUGGCGCGCGAGGGCUUCGCUGUCGUGACCCGAUGGCUGCGUGCCAGCAGCCUGGCGCAGGAGGCCGCCUUCUACGCGCGCUACCGCGUGAACGACAACAGGUGCCUAGCCCUCCUGCGCUUCUACCGCGCGCGCUGCGAGGACCGGCAGGAGGACGAGGAGGCCUGGGGCCCGCACGGGCUCGCUUUCCCCUGGCUAGUGGGCCAGGGCCUGGGCCGCCGGCAGCUCGCGCUGUUUCUGGCUCGCCAGCACCUCAAGAACGUGGAGGCGACCCACUGUAGUCCGCUGUAACCCGAGGACUUCCAGUUGCCCUGGAGGCUGUAG
Molecule: messenger RNA, 1426 nt
Organism: Mesoplodon densirostris (Blainville's beaked whale)
Lineage: Eukaryota; Metazoa; Chordata; Mammalia; Artiodactyla; Ziphiidae
Gene: ABHD16B
Product: abhydrolase domain containing 16B
Biological process (GO): phosphatidylserine catabolic process; monoacylglycerol catabolic process
Cellular component (GO): endomembrane system
Molecular function (GO): monoacylglycerol lipase activity; glycerophospholipase activity
Source: RefSeq, a predicted model, not a curated record